This is a messenger RNA of Astyanax mexicanus (Mexican tetra), 2591 nucleotides long. RefSeq names its product insulin-like growth factor-binding protein complex acid labile subunit. The transcript has 2 exons. NCBI's taxonomy places the organism in Eukaryota, Metazoa, Chordata, Actinopteri, Characiformes, Acestrorhamphidae. The record is from RefSeq and is a predicted model, not a curated record. The coding region runs from base 353 to 1411 and encodes 352 amino acids. Gene Ontology annotation, molecular function: protein binding.
AUCUGUACACACAUCUGCCCAGCACUGUUGUUUGACAUGAUAUGGACUGACUAAAAAGUCUUAUUGUGCAAAAUGGUCAGUAGAUUAAGGGAUUAAGCUUUUUAUAUAAUUUCUGCUAUUUUAUGUAAUGCCCUGACAAAUCCACUCUUUGGAACCAAUCAGACUGGCUUGUUUAAUUCUUUCCUGCAGACACACAUUUGGUUUUUGUAGCACAGAAAAGAGCAGCAACACUGGCUUCUCCUUGACUUCGGCAGUGACCUGUUCCAGCGGUCUUCGGGAGCUUUCACUUUGAAGGAUGGACAAGACUGUCUAGAAGGAUCCAUCAUUGACUCAUUGACGCUGUGGGCUCAGAAUGAUUAGGGUCAUCUGUCUUUUGCUUCUGGCCUUAUAUCUGGUGACGGGCUCCAAGCUGUGUCCUCAUCACUGCCUGUGUUACGAAAACUCAGACCUGGUGGACUGUCGGGCCAGAGGCUUCACGGUUUUCCCACAUGGCAUCCCUCAUGGAACCUGGCUCCUGGACCUCAGUGAGAACAGACUGUAUGAGCUGAAGAGCUCCACGUUUACUGGGAUUUGGGCACUGCGCAUCCUCCUGCUUCAGAACAAUGCCAUCCAGGCAAUGCAGCCGCAGGCUUUGGCAUCUUUGUCUUUUCUGGAGAAGCUGGACCUGAGUCACAAUGACCUGCGCUUCCUUGUCCAAGAUUUUACCUACGGCUUGGCGGCCCUCAAGGACCUUCGUCUGGCCCACAACUCUCUGGAGUUCCUGGAAACCCGCUCCUUUGCCCAUCUGGAGAGCCUAGAGAAGCUGGACAUGAGUCACAACCACAUUCGGAUCAUCCAGUGCGGAGCGUUCCACGGGCUUACCAGCCUAAAGCAGCUCAACCUGGCCUGGAACCAACUCUCCAUGCUCCAGAGUGGCCUGCUAACCAUGCAGCAGAAGCUCAGUGUCCUCCUGCUGGGCCACAAUAACAUCUCCAGCAUUGAGACAGAAGUCUUCACCCCCUUGCACAGCCUCAGUGUACUGGGCCUUGAGGCCAAUCAGCUGGGGAGCCUCAAAUUCAGGACGUUCCUGAACCUCCAGACCCCCAGCACACACGUGCAACUGUCCGAGAACCCGUGGGUGUGCGACUGCGAGCUGCACCGAGUUUUCAGCAAAAUCCUCCACGUUCGGCGCCUCCACAUAGACGACUACUGGAACAUCACUUGCCACACGCCGCCUCUGCUGGCCGGGGCGUCUCCUGCACUGAUGGACAGUCAGCUGUGUAUAGCAGAGACCGCCACCGUUCUGGUCAUCACAGCGACUGUGAUGGUCACAGUGGUGGCUGCGAUAGCGAUGGCAGAACGAAACCGCAGGAAGAAACGUCUGAAUCUGUCAAAGCAAGGGAGCGAGUCUGAAACAGCACUGAACAAAUGAGAAAACAUGGAACAUGAAAAUCACCAAAGACUAAAGUACCAAAACAGUACUGUGUCUAGGAAACUAAUGAACAUCUCUGAGAAACUGAAAUAGAAUAAGAACGAAAAAAACAAAAAAGAUUUACUUGAAAUAUAAGUACUGUACAUUUAAAAAUUUUAAAAAGACCACGCUGUUGUUUCCUUAGAAAAACACAAGAGAAUUCUUGAUGUCCAUUCUUUAUGAAUGACAAGUGUAAACAUAGAACCUUUUCAAAGUUUGGAGAACCUCCAUGCAGUGUAAAGGUUUUUAGAACGAACCCUCACAUUUACUGUAAACAGUAUAUAGGUGAAAAAGGGUCUGGGUCAAAGGCAUUUAAUAUAUAAACACUAUACAGCUCUGGAAAAAAUAAGAGUUUCUUUGAUUUUACCAGAUUGAAAUCCUCUGGAAUAUAAUCAAGAGGAAGAUGGAUAAUUACAAAUCAUCAAACAAAACUGAACUGCUUGAAUGUUUGCACCAGGAGUGGCAUAAAGUUAUCCAAAAGCAGUGUCUAAGACUGGUGGAGGAGAACAUGAUGCCAAGAUGCAUGAAAACUGCUAUUAAAAACUAGGGUUAUUCCACCAAAUAUUGAUUUCUGAACUCAUGGAUAUGAACUUCUUUUCUUUGCAUCAUUUAAGGUCUGAAAGCUCUGCAUCUUUUUUGCAAUUUAUUUCUGUAAAUAAAUGCUCUAAAUGACAAUAUUUUUAUUUGGGAGAAAUGUUGUCUGUAGUUUUUAGAAUAAAACAACAAUGUUCAUUUAAAUCAAACAUAAACCUAUAAAUAGCAAAAUCAGAGAAACUGAUCCAGAAAUUGAAGUGUGCUCUUACUUUUUUCCAGAGCUGUAUAUAGUAUUUUUACAGGUCAGUUUUAACCCAGAAGAGCCCGAUUCAUUCUGCACUUUGUAUAUGUCUUGCUAAAGCAUCCAGAUCAUCACUGAUCCUUAACCAAAUUUUAUAUUUGGUGGAAAAUACUAUGGCUUGUAUGCCUGACUCUCCAGGUCAGAAUGUUUCAUUUGGUUAUUAAUGUUAUCAGAACUUCAUACUGUAAAUAAAUAUUAUUAGAACUUAAUAAGAUGUAUUAAUCUUGUUACAACUUCUUACUGGAAAUCAAUAAUUCUGGUUUACUGGUUUCAUGUUUCUUUCAGUAAUAAAAUAAACCCAUUCAA